AGAGAGAGAGAGAGAGAGAGAGAGAGAGAGAGAGAGAGAGAGAGAGAGAGAGAGAGACCAUCUUUCCUCUCUCACAACCCAUCUUCCGUUCGCUCGGAAGAGACCGCAGCGCGAGCCGUUUCUUUCGGCAUCUUUUCUUUUUUUCACCCCCUCCUCCUCCUGCUGUUCUUACUGCAUCCCUCCGUUGUUGUCGGUCUCUCGGUUUAAAGGAGAAACCGGAGAGCCCGGGAGUGGUUUUGUGGAAAUACAUUUUUCGCAUUUUUUCCCUGCUGAGUGUUGGUAGCGCGCAGUUGGUGCGCGCUUUCGCAAAAUUCCGGUGAAUGGUGGAUUUGGCAAACAUGGAGACUGUGGAGAAGGAAUGCGGGGCCCUCGGGGGUCUAUUCCAGGCGAUUGUCAACGACAUGAAGUGCUCCUAUCCUGUGUGGGAGGACUUCAGUGCCAAGGCCACCAAGCUGCAUUCCCAGCUCCGAACCACUGUUCUGGCUGCCGUGGCCUUUCUGGAUGCCUUUCAGAAGGUGGCAGACAUGGCUACCAACACCAGAGGGGCAACCAGAGAUAUCGGUUCAGCUCUGACCAGGAUGUGCAUGAGGCAUCGCAGCAUUGAGGCCAAACUUCGCCAGUUCACCAAUGCUUUGAUGGAGAGUCUGAUCACUCCUCUCCAGGACAAGAUUGAGGACUGGAAGAAGACAGCCAACCAGUUGGAUAAGGAUCAUGCCAAAGAGUACAAGAGGUCACGCCACGAGAUCAAGAAGAAGUCAUCUGACACCAUGAAACUACAGAAGAAGGCUCGUAAAGAGAUCCAGGGGCGAGUGGACCUGCAGCCUCAGCUGGACAGUGCCAUGCAGGAUGUGACUGACCUGUGUCUGCUGAUGGAGGAGACAGAGAAGCAGGCAGUGCGUCGGGCCCUGGUGGAGGAGAGGGGUCGCUUCUGCACAUUCAUCGGCUUCCUUCAGCCUGUCGUGAACGGAGAGAUCGCUAUGCUGGGAGAGAUCACCCACCUCCAGGCCAUCAUUGAUGACCUCACUGUGCUGACAACCGAUCCUCACAAACUGCCCCCAGCAAGUGAACAGGUGAUUAAGGAUCUGAAGGGCUCAGAUUACAGCUGGUCCUAUCAGACUCCUCCUUCAUCCCCCAGCAGCUCUGGCUCCCGCAAGAGCAGCAUGUGCAGCAGCGUCAACAGCGCCCACAGUAGUGCCUCCCGUUCGUCAGGGGGAGGCGGUAGUGGUGGUAUUGGUGGAGGGGGUGGAGGCUCCCAGCCCCAUUCACCCACCUCAUCUUCCUCCUCCUCCUCCUAUCGCUACCGCAGCAGCCUGCCGCAUCAGCCUCCGCCACCGGGGGGCAUCGCUGCCCACCGCCUCAGCAGCGUCUCCUCCCACGAUUCGGGCUUUGUGUCCCAGGAUGCAAACAUCUACUCCAAGCCCCCCUCGCCCAUGCCCUCGGACAUCACUAGCCAGAAGUCCUCCAGCUCAGCAUCGUCAGAGGCCUCAGAAACAUGCCAGUCAGUCAGUGAAUGCAGCUCCCCCACCACUUUUGGCACGUCCUUCGCUACCUUCCGCCCUGCUCUCUCUCACUCUGGCUCCACCAGGCCUCUCUCUGUCAUUCUUCCUGCGUCCCCACCCUAUAACUGCCCCCCUGGAUCCAGCUCCUCCUCUCCCACAUCAAAGGUUCCUAUGUGGAAGGAUUGGUCCAAAGCAGGUCAGUAUGAGCAGCCGGUGGCAGCAGCAUCAGUUCAGAGGAGAAAGGAACCUCUCGAUAGGCUGAGGGAGAACGAGAUGUCGCCCAGCUCCCAUGGAUACGCUGGGCCAUCGCACACUGAUGACGCACAGAGACACAGGAUGACCCCUGCUACCAUCGCUGCCAAGCAUGGAGAGGAGGUCUCUCCCGCAGCCAGUGACCUGGCCAUGGUUCUGACCAGAGGGCUGAGCAUGGAGCAGCAGAAAAGCAACAGAGACUCCCUGCAGUACUCCAGUGGCUACAGCACAGAGACCACAACCCCAUCCUGCUCCGAGGACACAAUUCCUUCACAAGGUUCAGAUUAUGACUGCUACUCAGUGAAUGGUGACACUGAAGGUCCAGAUGGUCAGACAGAGUUUGACAAGUCCUCCACCAUUCCUCGCCACUCUAACAUCGCCCAGAACUACCGGCGAAUGAUCCAGACCAAGAGGCCAGCCAGCACAGCCGGCCUACCCAGUGGGGUUCUUGGUCCCGGGGGUCAUGGAGUUCAACCUGGUGGAUCUGGUGGAGGUGGAGGUACUCCGGGCACUGCCACCAUCCGUCGAACCCCGUCUACCAAACCGGGCGUGAGGCGCACACUGUCCAGCGCGGGGCCUAUCCCCAUCCGACCACCCAUUGUACCUGUCAAGACACCCACUGUUCCCGGAGACUCGCAUUCACCUGGCGCAGCUGGUGGUGGAUUCGCAGGUGGAGGGCACUCGGGUGGCGUGCCUGUGCGUGUGGGCAGCGAGGAGUGUGUCUUCUUCACUGGAGUCGAGGAUGCACAGGGAGCGCUCGAUUACGUCAAGGCAUCACCAAAGCGCCUCAGCCUGCCUAACACCGCCUGGGGAUCAGGGGCGGCGUUAGAGGUCUACGCCCAGCAGCACGGAGGCCUUGCAAUGGGAACAGGCUCAGGGGCCGGAUCAGAGGAGGAUCAGAUGAUCGCGGCAAAUCGACACAGCCUAGUGGAGAAGAUCGGUGAGUUGGUAGCCAGUGCCCACGCUCUUGGAGAGGGGCAGUUUCCUUUCCCUGCCCUCCCCGAUGACCCAGCCCUGCCGCAAACUGGCCCCACCGACACUCAGACAGGCACAGAGGAGGCAGAAGGGUCCGGUGACAUGUUGACCACCAUCAGGAGAGGAGUCCGCCUUCGCAAGACCGUCUCCAAUGACCGCUCUGCGCCGCGCAUCUUGUGAUGGGAGAAGAAGCAGGAAGACGAUGAUACUUGUCAGCCAAUAGGGAGUCAGGUGUUGGUGUGGUGCAACCCAACCGCCUAGUACAUACACAAACACUUAACUAUGUAGUUAAAGCUCUAAUAUAACAGAAGAUGAAUGAAAACAUACACAGAAAAUACGUUUAAAGACACCAUUAGAGUAAAUGAUAUAUAAUAUAACAAUAACAAUAAUAAUAAUAAUAAUAAUAAUAAUAAUAAUAAUAAUAAUAAUAACAUUAAUAAUGUUAACUCAUGCUGACAAUUAAGUGAAAUAUUGAAUAUUGACAGGCUCCUAGCAGGCCACUAUAACUAGUGUGUGAUAGACGCAUGUUUGUCUUCUGUACACAUCCACCCAGGGACGAAAAGACUUGCAGGAAAAACAGAUAUGAUUAAAAAAAAAAAGGCAAAGAAAGAGAGAAAGACUGGGUUUUGUUUGUCAACUUACACCCUUCCCCAUCCUCUUCUCCAACUAACCCGACUGUCUAUAUCCAGAGGAAAGACUGAUGACUGAAGGAGGGCCCUGCGGGGGUGAGAGAGAGAGGGGGGUCAGAGUGCCAUGUGAAGCUGGAUUAGAACCCAGGCUGUCUCAGCAGCAACAUACUGUACUUAUUAGCCCACUGAACUGAAGAUGUGGUAUUAGCACGGGGAGCUAACAAGCCAGAGGGAUCCUCUGGUUCAUCCUAAUGUAAAAGAGUCUUUAAAAAAAUAUUGUUGGCAUUGAACCGUGCUAUACCCCCUUUCCCUCUCUCUCUCUGUGCGUGUAGUGUGUGAGUGCAUUCUUGUGUGUGGGCAAAUGUGAAAUAUGAUUUUGUGUGUGUGUGUGUGUGUGUGUGCGCGUGAUUGAUUGUGCAUGUGUGUGCGAGGGGGGUGGGUAGAGCUCUGCUGCAGGACAGCUGGUUACUCAAUGAGGGCAGGGCUUUUCUCCUGUGUGUUGUACGUGUAUUAUCUUGUUUAUAUCGUGACGUCAUUUACCUUGUUACAACUGUACCAGAAGUUACGAGAAGUAAUCCAGGCUUAUAGAUAUAUUCAUAUAUAUUUUCUAGAACCAGAGAGAAAAUGUUAAAUCAGAAAUGGAGCAAUAAAUGUGUUUUAUUUUCUUGUUUCCAAGAAGAAGGAGGAUUGUAGGUUCUCCUAUGUCACAUUCAGGCAAUCAUCAGGAAUGCUAAAUUAGGCGUGUCUCUCUCCCGGUCCCUGUCUCUUUCUGGUGGAGGAAAUGGAUUACAAAAAUGGAAGAAAAAAAAGCACUUUGAUAGGUGGUAGAGUAUGUACAAUAGCCACUAGGUGUUGCUGUAGUCAUACUGUAUGUUAGGGAGAGUGAAAGUGAGAGAGACGGUUGCCAAUAAGGCUGUGUCCUGAGAAAAUUAUUUAAUUGGAAGAUGAAGAAGAAGAAGAAGAAGAAGACAGGGAGGGACAAAGAGGAAGUGAUGAAGACUGGUGGAAUUGGAGGAUUGGUCAAAUAAGAUGGGAUAAGAAAGUAGAGCAACAUAUUUAUCUGAGAAUGGAUAGGACAUCAGGGCUCUUCAGGGUUUUACAAGCCAUCACCUGCUGUGGAUUAGGAAUAGUGCUGAAGCUUUGUAUGUUGUGGUUGCACUGGUAUCUGAACACAUAAUGCAAAAAAUACACCGCACCGAUAGGUCAGACUACUUUUGGAAAUAGGCUUUAAAGGGUUGGUUGGGUAGCCAUGCAAAUAGUAAUUAGAACUAAUUAGAAGUAAUUAGAACUACUUUCUAUGGUAGUGAUAGUCCCUCAAAAACUGACAGCACAUUUAAUAGAUUACCAAAGGGAUGCAUUAGUGUUGAAUUUUUUAAAUGCCAUUUCUCAAUACUGUGAGCAUGAUAAAUGAAAUUCCAUUCACAUUCAUUGUAUUGUGUUGAAGGCAGAAAUUUGAAAACCUGGAUAGAUAAACCCAAAACUAUCAACAAGCCAUUGUGGAGCAACAGCGUGGGAAAAAAUAUGGUUAUUUGUAACUUGGGGUCAAAAACACUUAAACAACAGUGGAUUUAUGGAAUAUAUAUGCAGAUGUAGAUUAUGUUCAUUGGAUAUACAUUUGUGUGGCAUACAUAUUGUGGAGUUUUCAACAUUGGAUGCUGUGGGACUGUAUUUCCAAUGUCUAAAAUAAUGUAUAUUACAAAGUAGUAUUCAUGUUGAAGUUCAUGUGCAAAUAGAGAUCAGCACACCAGCUUAUCCGCAAAUAUAUUCUUACUUAUAAAUACGGUAUAUUUUUGCAUUAUGGGAAAGCUUGAACAUAGCUGAAAAACUCAGAUUGGCUCCAGUUACCUUCCUCCUUUACAAAAUGAACUACAACAAUCUCGAUUUUCAUUUAUAAUACACACCAUACAAAAACAAUAGGAGUUCUCUGAAAGAAACAAGUAAUGUACUACUAUUGCUGUUGAGUAAUGUGCAAUGAGUAAUUUAUUAAAUUUUUCAAGUAACUUGCCCAACACUGGUUACUAAUGAGCGGCGUCACCUGAAACGUAAGCAUUAGGCCAGCAUGUAUUCAGUCACAGUAAUCAGGUUCUUUUACUGAGUUUUGUGUGAACACUACACUACCCCAGAAUGGUUCAGCUCAGUUCAGUGCAAAUAACCCAGUUCAGCUCAGGACACACGGCUGUGUGAAAGGAUUAUUUAUGGACGUUAAGAUGUGAGAAAAGGUGAAGCCUGUUUGAUGUGCUCGCUGAUGACAAAGAAGGGUUUAGAAUUAGAUGUUUGAAGCCAACAGAGAGUGGAAGAUAAUGUGUGGUAUGAGCAUUUCACUGCCUGUUCAUACUAUUAUGAACUGUAUGUGCUGUAAUAGCAAAUGAGAAUUUAGGCGCACAGAUUUGGUAUAAAGGUAGAAAAUAUUACAUGGAAUAUUCAGUUUCAGUAUUAUUUUUUUCAUUCUGCAGAAUUGUUUGAAUAUUUAGUCUUACUUUUAAUUAAUGUACAAAAAAAAACAACAAGAAAAAAACACCAGUUGGGACACAAAUUACUAUGCUGUGUAACAUAUGGAUGUAGGAUGUGUGGGCCAAGAGUGAGUGUGUCCUUGUUUGGCUGGUGGACUCUUCAUCAACAUGUCUGUAUGUUCUUCUAGCAGUGACCCGAACACAGCUGGUGAUAUCAGCGCUCUUAAAAAGCCCUUUUUUAUUGACUUAUUUCUGAGCACUGUUUUAAACAUAUUUGUGGCUGUUUAAAUAGCAAAUUAAGAUGAUUUCAUUUUUAAGAGAUAGAGAGGAGAAUGCUUGCAAUUUUUUAAACAUUGUCACCCUCCGCCAGCACACUUUUUUUUGUUGAACUUUGAAACAGUGCUUCGGCAAGUGGGAUGUUUUAUUAUUUUUUGUCUGGGGGGAACUACUGUAUAUGUGUUGUCACAUGUGGAUGCUGUGUGUUGUAUCAGCUGAAAGUGACAGGGUGAGAGGGUGGAAUGGGAGAGCAGCAGGCUUGGACUCCAUCCCCCCUCCCCAAAGAAAACAUUUUUGGGUGAGAAAAUGUUCAUUCUGAAGAGUUUGUGUAGGACCGCCUGUCGAGGUCACACUGUACAUGAAUAUACGUACGUAUUCUGAAUGUACCGCGAGGUGAAGGUGGACAUCGAACUGUACAUGUUUGACUUGCUUGAACUAUUGCAAUGUCAGAACUUUGUGCUUGUUGCACAACUGUCGGAAAGCAAUACAGAGAUAGUGUGCAUGUACGUACAUUCACAAUGAUGUUCCAGUGUGGGUAUAUUAAAGGAAAAUACCACUGUUCUGUCCACUCUAUGAUACUUGUGUUCCCCAUCUAAAAGUAAAGAGACCCUUUCCAGUACGUCCAAGGACACUGCUUUGUAUGUGCUGUAUUCUAGUGCAAAUUGAAACAACUGAAUUCACUGCCAGUUACCUACAGGAAGUUGUUGCUUGAUUAAAGGGUUUGUAAUGCCCUGCAGGACAGACAUGCUGCUUAAUUCCAAAUGAUGGACAACAACUCAGGACAAGACCAGGACGCUAAAAUUGUAGGGUUCUCACAUUGAAUUAGACCAAGACAGUCAAAUCAAACUGCACACACUGGCUAUAGGAUGAGUGUGAGACACAGUACUGCUAUUUUCCUUUAAAAUGCCCCGUUAACAGCACAACAAGUUAUCUAACUAAACAAUAAUGUCUUUUUUAACAUGGUGAAUUAACUGUGUACUGAACUAACUGUCUGAACAAGCUGAAAUAACUACUCUGCUACAGAUGUGUCAA
Molecule: messenger RNA, 7113 nt
Organism: Sander lucioperca (pikeperch)
Lineage: Eukaryota; Metazoa; Chordata; Actinopteri; Perciformes; Percidae
Gene: mtss2b
Product: MTSS I-BAR domain containing 2b
Exons: 16
Coding region: 321-2906 (861 amino acids)
Biological process (GO): plasma membrane organization; cell projection assembly
Cellular component (GO): actin cytoskeleton; cytoplasmic side of plasma membrane
Molecular function (GO): phospholipid binding; actin binding
Source: RefSeq, a predicted model, not a curated record